CCGCGAACCCUUCCUCCAACAAACACCUUCUGCCUCCCCUGCCUCGCAGAUAUUCUGUAUCCGCACAAAAGGGAGAGCUCGCUGGCCGAAGCCCCUAGCUUCGUCUUAGCUGAAACUGAAGGGAUUCGUUGCCGUAGCUCCUACGGAUUCUGAUUGAGGCGGCUGAUCAACCUUUGGCGGAUCGAAUGCUGUUCGUUUUCACUGGAGAAGUCUUUGCAUAAUUAACUGAAAGGUGAUUGCAUUUUAUUCACCAGCAGCAUGAAGAAAGCUUUUGACCAAACUGUUAGGGAAUUAAAGAGAGAGGUUAACAAAAAGGUUUUGAAGGUACCUGGAAUUGAGCAAAAGAUCCUUGAUGCAACAAGCAAUGAACCUUGGGGUCCACAUGGGUCACUUCUGGCUGAUAUUGCACAGGCUACCCGCAAUUAUCCUGAGCAUCAAAUAAUAAUGCAUGUAAUCUGGAAAAGGCUCAAUGACACUGGCAAAAAUUGGCGCCACGUAUAUAAGUCUUUGACUAUUUUGGAAUACCUGGUCGGGCAUGGAUCUGAACGAGUUAUUGAUGAGAUCAGAGAACAUGCAUACCAAAUAUCAACUCUUUCAGACUUCCAAUACCUUGAUUCUAGCGGAAAGGAUCAGGGGAAUAAUGUCCGAAGAAAAUCUCAGGCACUUGUUUCCCUUGUUAAUGAUAAAGAAAAAAUACAGGAAGUUAGACAGAAAGCACUCUCAAACAAAGACAAGUAUCGUGCCACUUAUUCUUCAAGUGGAUCAUAUAAGCCUGGUUCUUAUUCAAGUGCUAGUGGUUUUGGUGACCGUUAUGAUGAUGAUCGUUAUGAAGGCCGUUAUGGAGAUAGAGAAGAUGAUCGGAAUGGAUAUGGGAGGGGUUACAGAGAUGAUGAUCGAUAUUCUAGAGGUGGAGACUUCAAUAGGGAUGGUGAUGGGUUUGGUAGAGAUUCUGAUGAACACUCUGGACGAGGCAGUUACAAAAAUGAUGAUAACAGAGGUGGUCGGGGUAAUGAUGAUUAUCAAUUUGGUCCUAGAAGCAAGAGUUUUGAUAAAGACAAAGACCAUUCAUAUGAGGAAGAUGAUAGUUACUCCUAUCGAAAUGGUGGUGAUAGGGCCAAUGAUGCUUCUCCCAAUGAAAGGAACCUCGAGCCAAAGCUCUCUGAACAAAAUGCGGGUGCACCACCCAGCUAUGAAUCAGCAGUAAGAAAUGAAAAUAAUAUUGUGCGGGAUGAGAGGGAUGGAGGGGUAGGAACAGCAGCUGUUCCUAAAUCUUUUUCACCAGCUGCACCAAAAGCAUCAUCUCCUCAGAAUAAUCACCAUGGAGAGCAACCUGCUGUUAAAGGAGUGCAUUCAUCGCCUAUGAGCAUGGAUGAUACUUCAUUUGAUGAAUUUGAUCCCCGUGGUUUCACCCCAGCUGUAAAUUUUGCUCCACUAGCUGCCAGUUCUGCUUCACCAGCUGCUAGUGGUUCAGUUGUAGAUCUCUUUGGGAACUCUUCCUCAUUGGAUCCAGUGAAUUCUUUGGCCUUGGUGCUGACUUCUCCAACCACAACAGCCAAUGAAUCAGAUGUGGCAACAACAAAUUCAGGCUUUGGGAUGAAUUUUGUGGCAUUGUCAUCAGCAUCUCCUGCACCUACAGAAGAUCCAUUUGGAGAUGGUCCUUUUAAGGCUAUUCCACAAGAGAAUUUUCCAAAUCCGAUGCAGUCCUCCGCGCCUGUGGCUUCUGCUGCUUCUUCCUUCCCACCAUCUGCUAGCUCAAUGUCGAUUGCUGAGCCUGUCCUGCCUGCGGCCCCAAUGGCGGAAACUUCAUUGGACUUCGAUUUUGGGGAUUCAUUAAGUGGUCUAACCUAUAUGCCUUCUAUUGAAAAUGAUCCCAUGUAUUCUGCAAACCCAACACUCGUUACUUCAGAGUCGCCGCUAGCUCAACCAAACAUAGAUGGUAUGGGCACAAAUCGUGGGCCGUCAUAUCUACAGACGACCAAUUCAGUCUAUGGUCACUCUUCCUUCUUGGCGCCAGGAUUUGCUUCUAUUUCUUCACCUGCAGCUCAACCAUUUGGUUCGACAAAUGUACAGAUUGAUGACAAGGGCUUCCUUCCACAGCAGCUGGGUCCAUCAAUUCCACAGGGUGCUCCUUUACCUAUGCAGUCAGUGCAACCCAUGGUUCAACUGAAUAUGCCAGCGGCUUCUCGGAAUCUCAAUCAGCCUGGGUUAUCAUCUCCUCUAAAUCAACGAGCCAAUACCGCCAUUUCUGGCCCUUCAAGUUCGAAGCAAUCAAAUGAUACAUUUGAGACCAAAUCAUCAGUUUGGGCAGAUACAUUGAACAGAGGCCUUGUCAACCUCAACAUUUCUGGAUCUAAAAUCAAUCCAUUAGCCGAUAUAGGAGUCGACUUUGAUUCCAUUAAUAGGUUGGAAAGAAGGAAAGAGAAGGACAAGGGCGCUGCAAAUCCUCUCACUUCCACUGUUACCAUGGGCAAAGCCAUGGGCUCAGGAUCUGGAAUCGGCCGUGCCGGGGCUGGCGCAGGGGCCAUGGGGAUGGGCAUUGGUGGUUAUGGUGGAGCCAUGAAUCAACCCAUGGGCAUGGGUGGAGGAAUGGGCAUGAACAUGGGCAUGGGCAUGGGCAUGGGCAUGGGAGGUUCCAUGAGGCCUCAGCCUGAAAUGCAAUCCCCUUCCCCAGGCUUUCCUGGAUCUGGCUACAAUUCCAUGAUGGGCAUGGGUGGGUAUGGUUCUCAUCAAACAUAUGGAGGUGGAUAUAGGUGAAGGAGCCAGCGAUUAUCUAGAGAAAGUGUUAGGAAAGCUUGUGUUCUUGGAGAGAUUCUUCUGAUAGUUUAGCUUAAGAAAAUUUCUUUCCUUAAUGAUCACUAUUGUGUUUAAAUAAAGGUCAAUAUCUGAUCAGUAUCGAUCAAUUCCAACUACAAUAUUGAUCAUUAAGAACUUUUCUUGAACUAAGCUCAUUGAAAAAUCUCCUGCUGCAACUAUCUCUGUUGUGUCUGAAGCUUCCUACUUGAUUACUGCAUUCAGAUUCGGUCCACAGCGUAAGCAACAUCUGCAUUAAGAUGAGCAACGGAUACAUUACUAUUUUUUGUUUUUUCGUUAUUUGAAACAAUGGCGUACAUUAUUGAAGCUGCGGAAGAGGAGGAAUACUAUUAUAUUAUUAUUCAUUUGUUUUUGGUGUUUUGAGUAGCAUGAGAGGAACUUAUUAUUACGUUGGUGUUUGUAAAUUGAAGCAGAUUACAUGUAUUUGAUAUCAAAAGGGUUCUGUGAAUUAUGCUUUUUUUUUU
This is a messenger RNA of Dendrobium catenatum, 3275 nucleotides long. Its product is annotated as clathrin interactor EPSIN 2. Gene Ontology annotation, molecular function: clathrin binding; phospholipid binding. The record is from RefSeq and is a predicted model, not a curated record. Gene Ontology annotation, biological process: endocytosis. Gene Ontology annotation, cellular component: endosome; plasma membrane; clathrin vesicle coat. Bases 259 to 2754 code for a protein of 831 amino acids. The transcript is spliced from 14 exons. Lineage: Eukaryota; Viridiplantae; Streptophyta; Magnoliopsida; Asparagales; Orchidaceae.